Molecule: messenger RNA, 12302 nt
Organism: Xyrichtys novacula (pearly razorfish)
Lineage: Eukaryota; Metazoa; Chordata; Actinopteri; Labriformes; Labridae
Source: the annotation of a GenBank genome assembly
AUGACAACGGCCACGAAGAGGAAAGGAUCUCUGUGGGGUCUGGAGGACUCUGAAAUGAACGCUCGGCGUCUCAGCUACAGGUGCACCACCCUCAUCCAGGUAAAGUCAGCUCACAGCUCAGACCUCAGAUUUACCGUCUGUUUGACAAACAGGGAGUCAAAACGUUUCCUGCUGCGUCAAACUCUGAGAGCAGGAACCUUUAGAGAAGGUUUAAGAACGUUUGUCCUCAAACAUCAGAGAGACGUCCUCACCCUCUGACAUCAGGAACCUCCAACAGAGAGGAUCUGAUGAUGGAGCUGAUGGAGAUCUACGUCACUGUAGGUUAUCAAAGGGUUAACUCCACCGACAGACCGACAAAGACCAACAAAGACCAACAAAGACCAACAAAGACCAACAAAGACAAACAAAGACAAACAAAGACCAACAAAGACAAAACAAAGACCAACAAAGACAAACAAAGACAAACAAAGACAAAGACCAACAAAGACCAACAAAGACAAACAAAGACCAACAAAGACCAACAAAGACAAACAAAGACCAACAAAGACCAACAAAGACUAACAAAGACUAACAAAGACAAAGACCAACAAAGACCAACUAAUUAAAAUAUUAAAACUUAUUAUUAAAAACUGAUUCACUAACGAGAAACGAGUCAAUAACAAAAGACUACAAAGAUGGACGACAAAUAUCAACGAGGAAAUUAUUGUGUGGUUGUUGUGUAACUGUUGUGUGUCUGUUCAGUCACGGUUGUUGUAUGAUUGUUGUGUGAUUGUUGUGUGGUUGUUGUGUAACUGUUGUGUAACUGUUGUGUGUUUGUUCAGUCACGGUUGUUGUGUGAUUGUUGUGUGAUUGUUGUGUGUUUGUUGUGUGAUUGUUGUGUGUUUGUUGUGUGUUUGUUGUGUGAUUGUUGUGUGUUUGUUUAGUCAUGGUUGUUGUGUGUUUGUUGUGUGAUUGUUGUGUGAUUGUUGUGUGUUUGUUGUGUGUUUGUUGUGUGUUUGUUGUGUGAUUGUUGUGUGGUUGUUGUGUGUUUGUUGUGUGAUUGUUGUGUGUCUGUUGUGUGGUUGUUGUGUGAUUGUUGUGUGGUUGUUGUGUUUUUGUUCAGUCGUGGUUGUUGUGUGGUUGUGUGAUUGUUGUGUGUUUGUUGUGUGAUUGUUGUGUGUUUGUUGUGUGAUUGUUGUGUGUUUGUUGUGUGUUUGUUGUGUGUCUGUUGUGUGGUUGUUGUUGUGUUUUUGUUCAGUCGUGGUUGUUGUGUGGUUGUUGUGUGAUUGUUGUGUGUUUGUUGUGUGAUUGUUGUGUGUUUGUUGUGUGUUUGUUGUGUGUCUGUUGUGUGGUUGUUGUUGUGUUUUUGUUCAGUUGUGGUUGUUGUGUGGUUGUUGUGUGUUUGCUGUGUGUUUGUUGUGUGAUUGUUGUGUGUUUGUUGUGUGAUUGUUGUGUGGUUGUUGUGUGUCUGUUGUGUGGUUGUUGUGUGUUUGUUGUGUGUUCGUUGUGUGAUUGUUGUGUGGUUGUUGUGUGGUUGUUGUGUGUUUUUUGUGUGAUUGUUGUGUGUUUGUUGUGUGUCUGUUGUGUGGUUGUUGUUGUGUGUUUGUUCAGUCGUGGUUGUUGUGUGGUUGUUGUGUGUUUGUUGUGUGAUUGUUGUGUGUUUGUUGUGUGUUUGUUGUGUGAUUGUUGUGUGUUUGUUGUGUGUCUGUUGUGUGUUUGUUGUUGUGUGUUUGGUCAGUUGUGGUUGUUGUGUGUUUGGUCAGUUGUGGUUGUUGUGUGUUUGUUGUGUGAUUGUUGUGUGUUUGUUGUGUGUCUGUUGUGUGGUUGUUGUUUUGUGUUUGUUCAGUCGUGGUUGUUGUGUGGUGUUUGUGUGUUUGUUGUGUGUCUGUUGUGUGUUUGUUGUUUUGUGUUUGUUCAGUCGUGGUUGUUGUGUGGUGUUUGUGUGUUUGUUGUGUGUCUGUUGUGUGGUUGUUGUUGUGUUUUUGUUCAGUCGUGGUUGUUGUGUGGUUGUUGUGUGUUUGUUGUGUGUCUGUUGUGUGUUUGUUGUUGUGUGUUUGGUCAGUUGUGGUUGUUGUGUGUUUGCUGUGUGAUUGUUGUGUGUUUGUUGUGUGUCUGUUGUGUGGUUGUUGUUUUGUGUUUGUUCAGUCGUGGUUGUUGUGUGGUGUUUGUGUGUUUGUUGUGUGUCUGUUGUGUGUUUGUUGUUUUGUGUUUGUUCAGUCGUGGUUGUUGUGUGGUGUUUGUGUGUUUGUUGUGUGUCUGUUGUGUGGUUGUUGUUGUGUUUUUGUUCAGUCGUGGUUGUUGUGUGGUUGUUGUGUGUUUGUUGUGUGUCUGUUGUGUGUUUGUUGUUGUGUGUUUGGUCAGUGUGGUUGUUGUGUGUUUGUUGUGUGAUUGUUGUGUGUUUGUUGUGUGUCUGUUGUGUGGUUGUUGUUUUGUGUUUGUUCAGUCGUGGUUGUUGUGUGGUGUUUGUGUGUUUGUUGUGUGUCUGUUGUGUGGUUGUUGUUGUGUUUUUGUUCAGUCGUGGUUGUUGUGUGUUUGUUGUGUGUCUGUUGUGUGUUUGUUGUUGUGUGUUUGGUCAGUUGUGGUUGUUGUGUGUUUGUUGUGUGAUUGUUGUGUGGUUGUUGUGUGUUUGUUGUGUGAUUGAUGUGUGUUUGUUGUGUGUCUGUUGUGUGGUUGUUGUUUUGUGUUUGUUCAGUCGUGGUUGUUGUGUGGUGUUUGUGUGUUUGUUGUGUGUCUGUUGUGUGGUUGUUGUUGUGUUUUUGUUCAGUCGUGGUUGUUGUGUGGUUGUUGUGUGUUUGUUGUGUGUCUGUUGUGUGAUUGUUGUGUGGUUGUUGUGUGUUUGUUGUGUGAUUGUUGUGUGGUUGUUGUUGUGUGUUUGGUCAGUCGUGGUUGUUGUGUGGUGUUUGUGUGUUCGUUGUGUGUCUGUUGUGUGUCUGUUGUUGUUGUCUUGUUAGUAAUGAUCACUGUUCCUCGUUCCUCUUGUCUGGUUUAGUUCAGAUACUGAGAAAUACUUUCAGAGAAGUUCUUUCUUUGACCAGCAGAGGGCAGACUGUCACUGACAGACCUUUAGUCCAGUCAGAUCUGAAACUUCAGAGGAAUUUUAAAUCAUUAAAUAUUUGAUUUGACCUGAAAUAUUAAAUAUUAAAGACUAAGUGAAUCUGUCCAAACAUGUCUGCAGGUUAGUUUCACUACAUGAAGGUCAAUUUACAAUAUUUGGAGGUUUUCUCAAAUAAUGAAAUCAAAGAUUAUAAUUCAAAAAUGACAUAAAUAUAGAGUCAGGUGUAAAUGUGACUCGACCCUAAAAAGAUGUAAAAUUCUCGUUAAUUUAAUCGGGUGGUUUGGUCUUGGACCCAGAUCUCAAGCUCGUUCCCUUGAGAUCAUCAGUCUUUAUAAUAUAUUCAUAUAACCUACAGUAUUUAUAAUAUAUUCAUAUAACCUACAGUAUUUAUAAUAUAUUCAUAUAACCUACAGUAUUUAUAAUAUAUUCAUAUAACCUACAGUAUUUAUAAUAUAUUCAUAUAACCUACAGUAUUUAUAAUAUAUUCAUAUAACCUACAGUAUUUAUAAUAUUUGGAGGUUUUCUCAAAUAAUGAAAUCAAAGAUUAUAAUUCAAAAAUGACAUAAAUAUAGAGUCAGGUGUAAAUGUGACUCGACCCUAAAAACAUGUAAAAUUCUCGUUAAUUUAAUCAGGUGGUUCGGUCUUGGACCCAGAUCUCAAGCUCGUUCCCUUGAGGAUCAUCAGUCUUUAUAAUAUAUUCAUAUAACCUACAGUAUUUAUAAUAUAUUCAUAUAACCUACAGUAUUUAUAAUAUAUUCAUAUAACCUACAGUAUUUAUAAUAUAUUCAUAUAACCUACAGUAUUUAUAAUAAUAUAACCUCCAGUAUUUGUAAAAUAAUAAUAUAACUUACAGUAUUUAUAAUAAUAUAACCUCCAGUAUUGAUCAGCUCCUCCAGCUCCUCUCUGUUUUCAGCUUUCAUCUCUCUCAUAAAUACUCUCUGUCGUUUGUGUGUCUGUGAUGUUCCCGUCAGCCUGUAAACUAAAUGUUAACGAUGAUUGUUCACUGGAGCAGACCGACAGCCUCUCUGUGUUUUUAAUUCACCGUCGUUUACAAACACACUGAACUUGUCACUUCGUAUGAACCUCUGACCUUUGACUUAUGAUCCAUCUAAAUGCAAAUGAGCUGAGCAGGAAGUGUCUGUCUAUUAUGUGACCUUUUAUGGGCGUCUACGUUUUUUAGUAGGCCACUGGUGGGCGGAGACAUUACAGUCUGACCCUGACAGUAAAUAAAACAGCUGUCAAUCAUUUGGUUUCCUGAGUCAGAUUGAGAAACACAGACAGAAACAUCAAUAAACUGAUGUGUGCACCAUCACCAGCAGGGGGCAGCACUGUACCUGCAGACCUCUGACCUGCAGACGGGUCAGACUGAGUCAGAACCAGGAGAGAGUCGGUCUAAUUUGUAGUUCACAGAGGAUAACAGGAAACCACAGAGCUGAGGUCAUGAGUUACAGCGCUCUAUUAUCCUAAACUCUGACAAAGACGACCGUGACGCCGACUUUAACUCCUGUGUGUCUGUUUUUAAAACUGUCUCUACGAGAGUCAGCUGAACCAACGACAACAACAUGAAAUAAUAGGAGAGAAAGGAGAGGGGGGUUUACUGCCUGAACUUUCUGUCUGUUUCCUGUUUCUCCUCUUUACCGACUGUCACCGCUCUGAACAACAGUCAGUCACACAGCAGCAGCAGGUGUAAGUGAAUACCUGCUCCAUGUCUGUCCUGAAUUAUUAAACUGAGACAGAAAUGAUGAGAACACACACACACACACACACACACACACACACACACACACACACACACACACACACACACACACACACACACACACACGGAUGUUACCUCACUAACACCUCAGAACCUGUUUAUGAGACGAUGAGAGUCCAGACCUUCUCUGUUUGUGAGGACACACACACACACACACACACACACACACACACACACACACACACACACCUAUCACUACAACAUUACAGGUCAGUGAGCCACACUACCUUGUACUGUUUAUUAGAAUAAACUCCAGAACAGUACCAGAACUUCACUGAUCUCUAAAGGAGACUCGUUUGUCUGCUGCUUAAAUAAAUUAAAUAACCCCUCAGGUAUCAUGAAGUGAUGAUAUUCGGCUGUAUUUUCAGUAUUAAGUUGACUUUAUAAUAUUUCCAGAUACUCAUAUCUCUUCAUAAAUAACUGUUUUCUGUGAAGAUGCUCAAAGCUGUAAAAUCUACAGAGUUCAGUUUUUAUUUUUUCAGUGACUGAAGUAACAGGAUAUUAUUGAUGGAGGAGCUGAUAACCAAAAUAACAGAAUUAUAUAUUCAAUGUAAUGUGUUGAAUUAACUGGGUUAUUAGUCUGUGUGUGUAUCAGAGGAGACACGACUCACUUUAUCUGUUUUAUGAAUAUAAUAUCUUUAAAAACAUCUUUAAUAUCUUUGUUUUUGUAUUUUUAUUUUGUGUCUCAUCAGGAAAUAUCACAUUUGAAUUUCUGUUUUCAAGAUUCACACAGAAACUGACAGUUAAACAAAGUCUGUUUAUGUUUAAACGUCUUUGAGCACUUGGAAAAGCGUGUUGUUAAUAAAAUUUAUUAUUAUUAUUAGUAGUAGUAGUAGUAGAUUUAUCAUUAUUAUUAUUAUUUACCAGAAGAAAAAUCAGAAUUUUUGAAGUUCUUCGAUUCGUCGUCUCGUCUGGUUACAAAACUGCAGAAUUAUGAGUAAAAAAGGACCAUGACUGUGAGACUUUCUCCAUAAACUGAUUAUCUGUAGAUUCAUGUUUCUGUACACCGGAGUAAACAAAGGAAGAAAAAAAGUCUAAAGAUAAAAAAGAAGAGAGGAGGAAGAAAAAUAAAAGAGAAGAGACAAAAACUGACACUGAACAGAUCCUUCAAUAAUUCAACAUGUGGUUUCUGAUAGAUGCUGCUGUGUGUGUGUGUGUGUGUGUGUGUGUGUGUGUGUAUGUGUGUGUGUGUGUGUGUGUGACAGGUGCUCGGUGGUGUAAUGUUCAGGUGGCUCAGUUUGCCAGACAGAGUAUUUACUUAAUUAAACCGACAUGUAUGUGACACACACUCAGGUAACUGCUGGUACUCAUCACACUUAUAUAAACACACACACUUACACACACACACACACACACACACACACACACACACACACACACACACACACACACACACUCACACACACACACACACUUGUGUCAGACAGAUAAACCUCCCUCAGAUCUGUUUUUUAGAGUCCCUCAGGUGAAGAUCCAGGUGAGCUCAGAGUCGUCUCUCUCUCUCAUGUCGGAUCAUCUCUGACUCUCUGACUCUCUCGUCUUUAAACUGAGAUCCUCGCUCUGAUAUUCUCAGACACGUUAAAGUGUCCGUCUGCUCAGAGAGGAUCUGUGGUCAUGAACUCAGACCUGAAACUCCACAAAGUCUGAUCAUAAUCUUUAGACCAUUAAUUCAAAGAACUCAGGAGACGUGAGCGAAGAAGACGACCGACAGAACAACGAACAUGGAGGAGAAACUCAGAGAGACACUGAUGAAGGAGUCCACCUGACAGGACUGAGGACAGACCGGAGGUCCCUGUCCCCCAACGUCAGAGAUCAGACUCCCUUCAGUUCAGUGAUCUGAUGUUAUUUUUCAUUUCCUCUCAAUAAUCAGUCUGUUGAACUCCAGCAGACUGAUGAGGAGGCACGAACAUCAGCUGUUGUUCUGACUGAACCCCCUUAAAUAAAACCACAUAUUCACAUUUACACAGAGGAGGAGGAGGAGAAGGAGGAGGAGGAGCAGGGGGAGGUUCGGCUCGAGUCAGAGAGGUUCUAACUGAGGGACCAGAUCAGGAGCAGAGACCAAAAAAAAACAAGAAGAUCAUCUUUGGUCUCCUGAAGUCAGAGCCUGGAGUACGCUAACCCAUGAGGUUAUCCAAUACCAGGACACACCCGAGGAGGAGGAGGAGGUGACUUCUUGUUGCCGUGGGCAACAGGGAGGUUGUAGGGGCCGGGUUAACUAAGACUGAGUGUGACAGAGAGACGGAGGACAGGAGGAUCAUCCCGGCAGGAGAAACUGUGAGGUCUUCAGAGAGCGGUCUGUUCAUCAGAACUUCUGAGUGACACUUUGGACCAGACCGGACUGGACCGGACUGGACCGGACUGGACCGGACUGUUUGAACCCGCUCCACUUCAGUGAUGUCAGACCCUGGACCUUCUUCUUUCUGAGGAUGAACCCAGAGGAGAGACACCGAGGCAGCAUGAGGCCCUGAUCUCCUGAACCUCUGAAGAGUUCCUCCUGUUGGAGCGUGAAGAUGGUCCUGUAGGAGGCGCUGUGUUCAGAACCUCCUAACCUGAACUGGACUCUGAUAUCUCACCUGGAUGUUUGCUGACUCUGGAUCUGCUGAGUCUGACUGACACACCUGAAGAUGUACAAACGUCGAGGUUACGUGGAGCUCUAUGAGAAAGAUCUCGCCAAAUGGGCGCUGCUACGAAACGUCAACACUGUGAUGAAACACAGCACGCUGCUGCCGGUAUGUGUGUGUGUGUGUGUGUGUGUAAGUGUGUGUGUGUGUGUCUGUGUGUGUCAUGGAUCAUAAUUGUAGGUCUGUACUCUGUGGUCCAGCGUCAUGUAUGAUCCUGUCUGUGUGUUUUUCAGGCGUCAUUAUAGAUCAUUCAGAGUGUGGCCCUGCUGUGUGUGUGUGUGUGUGUGUGUGAGAGAUAUGUUUGUAUGUUGGAGAUUUAGAAGAACCGGGUUUUGGGUUUCAUGUGUUUUAGGGAACAACGUCUAUAGCCACAAAUAAUGCUCAGAACAGCACCUAACUUCAUCAACAGGACAUAUAGGGUCACAGACAUAGUACUAGACACCAAACAUCUUUUUAACUUUGACUCAUUUCUUUAGAGACUAAACACAACUCACCUACUCUCUUCCAGCAGACCCAUUACAGACUACAGCGGGGUGCCGCAGCUCAAGGAAGAACAUUUAUGAUCAUUUCUUUAUCAUUUCCUUGAAGUAAUAAUCACCAUAUUAAUCAUUUUACAGACGCGGUAGUUCUUCUGUCUUAGCGUCUCGGUCUGAUUGUAUUUCUAUGAAGAAAUGAUCAUAAAUGUUCUUCCUUGAGCUGCGGCACCCCGCUGUAGUCUGUAAUGGACUGGCCUGAGGUCUCUCUACAAACAAGCGUCUGCUGGAAGAGAGUAGGUGAGUUGUGUUUAGUCUCUUUACUAAAGAAAUGAGUCAAAGUUAAAAAGAUGUUUGGUGUCUAGUACUAUGGCUGUGACCCUAUAUGUACUAACCUCAGUAGAACAUGGUGUAGUUCAGUUCAGUAACAGAACCUCAUUGGAAAAUUAGCUAAUUUAACUUUACUGUGCUCUUGUUCAAAUAUAUUAACUCAACAGCACAUAAAUCCAUACCUGUUAACAAAAUCAUGAUUAUAUUGAUAAUUCGGCUCAAUAAUAAAAACACCUUUACCUUUUCAUUUUACUACAGUAGAAGUUUAUUGGCCCAGUUUAUAGACUACAGAGGUGAAGAAACGCCCCCGCUUAAGUUUAUGUUUUCUGAAUGUAGUACUAUGUCUGUGACCCUAUAUGUCCUGUUGAUGAAGUUAGGUGCUGUUCUGAGCAUUAUUUGUGGCUAUAGAGUGGCGUUUUGGUUGGGGGCGUGGCUCUCUCUAUUUCUAUCCUGCGGUCGUUACUAAAGUUGGUAUAACUAGAGAAGGAAGCGGUCGGCAACAUUCAUCUCUGGAGGGGGGGUCUAACUCGGUGUUACGGUGGGUUUGACCCUAAAUUAAUUUUAAGGUGGAAUAUCCUUUUACCUGUAGUGUGAUGGUGUGCACUGUGACUCUUUUACCUGUAAAUAUGAACAUCUCACUGAUUUUAGUUCAACUUUGACUCUUCCUGAAGUUUCUGGCUGACUUGUUGGUUUAAUGUUGUUGUGUAAAAACGUUGUUGGGAACCUUUGUCUCGUGUUUUUGUUUCUGCUCGGUGAAUUAUUGUUGGAACAGACGACUGACGGAGACGUCCAGCUGAGAGUUUCACAGUAAAGAUCUGCUCCUAUCAUCUGUCUCUGAUGAGGGUCAGGAUAUCCAACGAUCAUCUGCUCCUCAGGGUCUCCAUCUGAACUCCUGAGACACGUUUUCUAUCUCAUCAUUUUAGGAACCAGAACUUGGUCAAAGAUCAACAAAAUACAGGAAGUAACAUGGAGCCUGACUGAACCCCUCAGUCUGACCCGGGUUCAAGGGUCACAUGACUCUACAUCUGUUAGAAGAGUGACGCUGAUGGUCAUGAUGCAGAUAUUUCAGAGUAGAUCAUAAUAACAGUCAACUUAACGAUCAAAAUCCAUAAUUUACCAAAUAAUCAAUCAAACUAAUCUGUGAUUUUGGUCCAUUUCUUCUUGUUGGUAAAACUUAAAAACAAAGAUGUUCCAGGACCUGACCCUGGUUUAGGUCUGAACUCUCUCUCCCUCCUCAGGGCGACUACGUCUGGCUGGACCUGAAGACGGGUCGGGAGUUUGAGGUGCCGAUCGGCGCCGUGGUCAAACUCUGUGAUUCAGGACAGAUCCAAGUGGUGGACGACGAAGGAAACGUAAGUCUGGAGAUAAUAAUAAUAUAUAUGUGUGUAUUUAUAUAUAUGUGUGUAUUUAUAUAUAUUUGUGUGAAUUUAUAUAUAUAUGUGUGUAUUUAUAUAUAUGUGUGUAUUUAUAUAUAUAUGUGUGAAUUUAUAUCUAUAUGUGUGUAUUUAUAUAUAUUUGUAUUUAUAUAUAUAUUUGUGUGUAUUUAUAUAUAUAUGUGUGUAUUUAUAUCUAUAUGUGUGUAUUUAUAUAUAUAUGUGUGUAUUUAUAUCUAUAUGUGUGUAUUUAUAUAUAUUUGUAUUUAUAUAUAUAUUUGUGUGUAUUUACAAUAUAUGUGUGUAUUUAUAUCUAUAUGUGUGUAUUUAUAUAUAUGUGUGUGUAUUUAUAUCUAUAUGUGUGUAUUUAUAUCUAUAUGUGUGUAUUUAUAUAUAUUUGUGUGAAUUUAUAUAUAUAUGUGUGUAUUUAUAUAUAUGUGUGUAUUUAUAUAUAUAUAUGUGUGUAUUUAUAUCUAUAUGUGUGUAUUUAUAUAUCUAUAUGUGUGUAUUUAUAUAUAUGUGUGUAUUUAUAUAUAUUUCUGUGUAUUUAUAUAUAUUUGUGUGUAUUUAUAUAUAUUUGUGUGUAUUUAUAUAUAUUUGUGUGUAUUUAUAUAUAUAUUUCUGUGUAUUUAUAUAUAUGUGUGUGUAUUUAUAUAUAUUUGUGUGUAUUUAUAUAUAUUUGUGUGUAUUUAUAUAUAUUUGUGUGUAUUUAUAUAUAUUUCUGUGUAUUUAUAAGUAUAUCAAAGUUUUAAAUGAGGAUGUUUUUUGACAGAGGGCUGAACUGAACCGACGAUAAACUUUGUCCUCAUGUUUCACUAAACUCUGAUUUUUGUCUCCGUCCUCCAGGAACACUGGAUCUCCCCCCAAAAUGCCACCAACAUCAAGCCAAUGCACCCGACCUCCAUCCACGGGGUGGAGGACAUGAUCCGCCUGGGGGACCUGAAUGAAGCUGGAAUCCUCCGAAACCUCCUGAUCCGAUACCGAGAGAAGCUCAUCUAUGUGAGUGUGGGCCGGUCUCUGUAUUAUAUCAGACUGAUCCUGGAUCUGCUGCUGCUAACCCUGAUAGACUCUGUUAGUCCAGAACUACAUGACCUGAGGUCUGAGACCUGACUGAUCUGGUCCACGGUGGUCUUGAUUGUUUCAGUCUUGGUCGUAGUUCCUCUGAGUCUGUGUCCUGGUCAUGCAGACUCAAAGUUUUGUUGAAGGUUUCACAGUUAACCUCUCAGUCUUGACUCUUCAGCUCUGACCCUGUCCUGACCUCUGACCUCUCAGCUGCUCUCCUCUGUCUCUCCUCCUCCUUCCUGUUUCCUCUGAAGACUAACUGUGGCGGUCGGGUAAGUCAGCUCCUGAUCGUCCAGCAUGUCCCACUCUAAAAUCAAACAGACGUUUUCUCUCCUAACCCCGUUUUUCCUCUGCAUGUUCAGUCUGCUGCAUGUUUCAAAGCUCUUAGUUUGCAUUAAUUAUUAUUUAAUAAACCUGUUUAUGAAACAGUUUCAGUGACUCUGAAGAAAUAAGUGAAGAGAGAGAGACAGAAGGUCAUGAAUUCAUCAGAGUUUGAAGAUUAUUUCUCUACGUUAACGUUCGAUAACAAAGUCAAACUGACAAACUGAGUCGAGUCGUCUUGAUACUGAUGCUGACUCCAGAUCUUCACAGCUCUCCUUGAACACAUGAACAGACCUCAGACCUGCAGACUCUCACAGAACUCGGAGGUUUGUUUCCAACAUGGCCGCCUCUUCUCACGUGGUGAACUCUGAUACUCUCUCUUUGUCAUCCGUCACCAUCUGAGAAGCAGACCUGCGUCAUCCUCAUGGAGCCCUCAGCUCCCUCUACCUGCUGCUCUCUGUCCUGACCUGUCCUGAGUUACAAACACAAACAUCUUCUCCCUCUCUGUUUCCUGUUUCGUGGUCGCAGUACGGACAUCGCUGGAGUUCAGACAUCGCUGUUAUUUAAAGUCUCAUCUGCAGGUUCUGUUUCCAGAUUCAGGUCUCAGUAACUCCACAAACGUCUGACAGGACCAGGUUUGGGUUUGAUGGAAACACAGACUGUUGCAUGUGAACGUGCACGUGUCCGUUUGUGUCGGUCCUGAAGGAUCGAAACGUUUCCCCCUCAGAGACGGAAGAAUAAAAACUCAAUCAUAUCAAUAAAUGGUCUGUCUCCUCUGUGCAGACCUACACCGGCUCCAUCCUGGUCGCCGUAAACCCGUACCAGCUGCUGCCCAUCUACACCGCCGACCAGAUCCGCCUCUACACCAACAAGAAGAUCGGGGAGAUGCCUCCUCACAUCUUCGCCAUCGCAGACAACUGUUACUUCAACAUGCAGAGGAACAACCGCGACCAGUGCUGCAUCAUCAGGUAAGAGAGAGGAGGACCGCGGCAGACGGCCGUGAGUCCAGCACACGUCCAACAGUCGGACCCACAUGGAGCCGGUCCCUGAUGGUCCAACUCUGUUUGUUUCUCUCUGACCUUCAGUGGAGAAUCAGGAGCAGGAAAGACCGAGAGCACCAAACUGAUCCUUCAGUUCCUGGCGGCCAUCAGCGGACAACACUCCUGGAUCGAGCAGCAGGUCCUGGAGGCCAACCCCAUACUAGAAGGUAGAGCCACACCCUCACUCAUAAACAUGCUGACCUCAGGAUCCACUACCUUUACUGACAUGAGGACGUCACACACAGACCACAGAGACCAAGAAAACUUAAAAAGAGACACUAACAAGUGA